AUGGCGCGAGACUCCACACCGAACUGCGAAGAAUCCGCAAGGCCAGGAGACAGCGCCGAAGGGCGCACGGAAGAAGUCGGAGAAGCAGACGCAUCCGGAGCUGAGACACUCGAGGAAAAAGAAGGAGAGGCUGAAGACGGAGAGGCUGAAGACGGAGAGGCUGAAGACGGUGAGGCUGAAGACGGAGCGGCUGAAGACGGAGCGGCUGAAGACGGAGAGGCUGAAAAUGGAGAGGCUGAAGAUGGAGAAGCAGAAGACGAGGAUGAAGACGAAGAGACAGAAGAAGAGGAUGACGACGAAGAGACAGGAGGAGAGGACGAAGACGAAAAGACAGAAGGAGAGGAUGAACACGAGAAGACUGAAGGGGAGGAUGACGACGAAGGCAGGGUAGCAGCAGGAGAAGGACCGAGACCAGAGGAGGUAGAAGAAGAGAAUGAAGACGAAGAGAGAGAAGGAGAGGAUGAAGACGAAGAGAGAGAAGGAGAGGAUGAAGACGAAGGCAGGGUAGCAGCAGGAGAGGGACCGAGACCAGAGGAGGUAGAAGAAGAGAAUGAAGACGAAGAGAGAGAAGGAGAGGAUGAAGACGAAGAGAGAGAAGGAGAGGAUGAAGACGAAGGCAGGGUAGCAGCAGGAGAGGGACCGAGACCAGAGGAGGUAGAAGAAGAGAAUGAAGACGAAGAGAGAGAAGGAGAGGAUGAAGACGAAGAGAGAGAAGGAGAGGAUGAAGACGAAGAGACAGAAGGGGAGGAUGAAGACGAAGAGACAGAAGGAGAGGAUGAAGACGAAGAGACAGAAGGGGAGGAUGAAGACGAAGAGACAGAAGGAGAGGAUGAAGACGAAGAGACAGAGAGAGAGGAUGAAGACGAAGAGACAGAAGGGGAGGACGAAGACGAAGAGACAGAAGGAGAAGGACCGAGACCGGAGGAGGCAGAAGACGCUGGAAAAGAUGAAGCGGCAGAAGAGGGAGGGGAUGAGGGAGCAGAGGGAGGAGAUUGA
Molecule: messenger RNA, 996 nt
Organism: Neospora caninum
Lineage: Eukaryota; Apicomplexa; Conoidasida; Eucoccidiorida; Sarcocystidae
Exons: 3
Coding region: 1-996 (331 amino acids)
Source: RefSeq, a predicted model, not a curated record